Molecule: messenger RNA, 2098 nt
Organism: Musa acuminata subsp. malaccensis (wild Malaysian banana)
Lineage: Eukaryota; Viridiplantae; Streptophyta; Magnoliopsida; Zingiberales; Musaceae
Product: protein RBL
Cellular component (GO): Set1C/COMPASS complex
Molecular function (GO): protein binding
Source: RefSeq, a predicted model, not a curated record
GAAGACGAAAUCGGGUUAAACUCGUAAUAAAAAGCUAAUGGGAAUCACAAAUAAUUAUGCAAGGUAGGGUUUUUGUUCGGUGAUUCCGGCGAUCCAGGGAGCCUUUUCGAGUUCUUCCGUGGGGAGCGCUGCUCGAUUCCGGCUUCGAUCCGCCCCUCUUUGGUAGAAGCAAGCGUCCUCGACCGGGCUCUCUUCUCCCUUGUGUUCGGUGCGAUCGGGCAGGGGAAAUGUCCGCCUCGAGAUGAUGCGGUAGGGGAACCCCUGUUUGCUGAGAUUUCGGUUUAUUUCCUUGCUCCGAAGGCCGAACGACAUGAAUGCCCCAAUAAUCGAUCCGUUGCAGGGUGAUUUCCCCGAAGUAAUCGAGGAGUUUUUGCAGCAUGGGAACAUGAAAUGUAUCGCCUUCAAUCGACGGGGAACUCUUCUUGCUGCUGGCUGUGCCAACGGGAGCUGUGUCAUUUGGGACUUCGAGACUAGGGGGGUUGCCAAGGAGCUUCGUGAUAAAGCUUGUGUAGCACCUAUUACAAGUGUUUGCUGGUCCAAGUAUGGUCACUAUUUACUUGCUUCUGCUACUGACAAGUCGUUGACACUUUGGAAUGUCAUGAAUGGGGAGAAGAUCACACAUAUAACAUUGCAGCAAACUACUCUACAUGCACGCCUUCACCCAGGAUCUUGCACUCCGUCGCUCUGCUUGGCUUGUCCCCUUUCUUCUGCGCCUAUUCUUGUUGAUCUGAACAAUGGAAGCUCCACUGUUCUGCCCGUUUCAGGAACGGAUAAUACAAAUGGAAAUUCUGUUUCUCAUCCUCGCAAUAAAUUUUCUGAUGGUUCGCUGCCUUUCACUCCAACUGCAGCAACUUUUGACAAACAUGGAGAUCUGAUCUACCUGGGAAACUCCAAAGGGGAGAUACUAAUUGUUGAUUCAAAGAACAUUAGGGUAAAUGCACUAAUACCUAUUCCUGGGGGUUCUGUUGUCAAAGAUAUUGUUUUUAGUAGGAACGGGCAGUAUCUGCUCACAAAUUCUAAUGAUCGAGUCAUUAGAGUCUAUGAGAACCUUCUACCAACAAAGGGUGCUGCAAAGGAACUUGAAAUAAUGAGUGACACUGACGAUAAAUUUCCCAGGAUAGAGAAGUUGAAAGAAGUAGGCACCAAGUGUCUGCGCUUAUCUCGAGAGUUCCAGGAUGCUGUGACAAAGAUACAAUGGAAAGCACCUUGUUUUAGUGGUGAUGGUGAAUGGGUCAUAGGUGCUUCUGCUAGCAAAGGGGAGCACAAGCUGUACAUUUGGGAUAGGGCCGGCCAUCUUGUGAAAAUCCUUGAAGGCCCUAAAGAAGCUCUUAUUGAUCUUGCUUGGCACCCUCUUCGCCCCUUGGUCGUCUCGGUUUCGGUUGCUGGCUUGGUGUAUAUAUGGGCCAAAGACUACACAGAGAACUGGAGUGCAUUUGCUCCUGAUUUUAAAGAACUUGAAGAGAAUGAAGAGUAUGUCGAGAGAGAGGACGAAUUUGAUCUAAUGCCUGAAUCAGAGAAGGUGAAAGAGUUGGUGAUUAAUCAAGAUGAGGAGGUUGACAUUUUAACAGUGGAGAAAGAUUCAGCGUUCAGCGACUCGGAUGCAUCACAGGAAGAACUGUGCUUCUUGCCUGCAGUCCCUUUGCCAGAUGUUCCUGAACAACAAGACAAGUGUCUUGGGAGUUCAUUGAAGUUAGGGGACAGCAAUCAUACUGGUUCACCGUUUUCAGUGGAAGCAGCACAGAAUGGUCAGGCCAUUCUUCCUGCUUCAAGCCCGCUCGAAGUGGUAGGUAAUUCGACGCCCGAAGAGGCAGUUGGGACUGCAGGAAUGAAGCGGAAGCGGAAGCCGUCGGCAAAAGGGAUGGAGUUGCAGGCGGAGAAGGGCCGAAAACCUCAAACGAAGAACAAACCCUCCGGUAAGCUGUCGAAACCAAAGAGCAGAAGUGGGGAUGGGAUCGACACGAAUGGCUCUGUACAUGAGGAUGAUGUAACUGAUGAGUACCUUUGAACUGUUUUAAGCUAAUCUCCAUUUUUUUUCUCUCUUUGAAGCUCUCUCUGUACUUGCAUUCUCUGAUUAGUGUUUUUAAGAUUCGUGCAAAAA